Molecule: messenger RNA, 580 nt
Organism: Lemur catta (Ring-tailed lemur)
Lineage: Eukaryota; Metazoa; Chordata; Mammalia; Primates; Lemuridae
Product: mitochondrial import receptor subunit TOM20 homolog
Exons: 1
Coding region: 108-542 (144 amino acids)
Biological process (GO): protein import into mitochondrial matrix; protein targeting; tRNA import into mitochondrion
Cellular component (GO): mitochondrial outer membrane; mitochondrial outer membrane translocase complex
Molecular function (GO): transmembrane protein transporter activity
Source: RefSeq, a predicted model, not a curated record
AGGGAGUGAGGGGUGCUGGCUGUCCACUCUGGGGGUUCAAGGCUAACUGCUCUUUCGCUGUCCCCGCUGCCACCGUCUACACUCCAUGUUCUACAGAGACAGAGAAGAUGGCGGGCCGGAACAGCACCAUCGCCGGUGUAUACGGGGCCCUUUCCAUCAGGUAUUGCAUUUACUUCGACCGCAAGAGACAGAGUGACCCCACCUUCAAGAACAGGCUUCGAGAACGAAGAAAGAAACAGAAGCUUGCCAAGAAGAGAGCUGGACUUUCCAAGUUACCAGAUCUUAAAGAUGCCAAAGCUGUUCAGAAAUUCUUCCUUGAAGAAAUACAGCCUGGUGAAGACUUACUAGCUCAAGGUGAAUAUGAGAAGGGUGUGGACCAUCUUACAAAUGCAAUUGCUGUGUGUGGACAGCCACAGCAGUUACUACAAGUGUUACAGCAAACUCUUCCACCACCAGUGUUCCAGAUGCUUCUGACUAAGCUCCCAACAAUUAGUCCGAGAAUUGUAAGCGCUCAGAGCUUGGCUGAAGAUGAUGUGGAAUGAGAAACAAAUAUCAACGUAAAAAAAUCUCAGUUAAAAAU